AAGAAGCUUAACAACAACAAUAACACAUUAGCCCACUCUUCUGCUUCUUCUUCUUCGCUCGCCAUCUUUUUUUUGUAUAGUCAACCAUUUUCUUCUCUCUCUCUCUCCAAUUCCAAACCUCCGUAAGAAACGACCUGGAAAAAUAAAAUAAAGAGAUGAUCAGUGAUCGGUCGGAGUUCCGAGUUCAGAUUCGGAGAUUAAUUGUGGUUAUGAUCAGAACGAUCUACAGAUGGAUUUGCAAUCAUCCCUUUCUUCUGGGCUUCGUUGGUUUUUUGUAUUUCCUGCAUAGAUAUUGUCCGCUUCUGUUUUCUCCGUUGGUGACUGCAUCUCCUGUUUUGGUGUGUACUUUUGUUUUGCUUGGCACGAUUUUGAGUUUUGGAGAGCCAAACAUUCCUGAGAUCGAAAAAGAAGAACCUGAAACUACUACUCUCCACGAGGCUGCUGCUCUUUUUAGAACAGAGGUAUCGAGAGAUGCUGGUAAUGCUAAUGCUACUGUUUUUGAGAGAGGUGAUAAGAGUUUUACGGUUGAGAGUUUUGUGAGCAAGGAGGAAGACGUAGUAGUUGAGGAUGGGAAUGAUGAUGAUACGGAUAGAGUUGGGGAAAGCUUACUCAGUGAGGUUGAGGACGAUGUUCGACCGUUUGAUUACAGGCCUUUGGUUGAUGAGACUCUUGAUGAGGUUAAACGGGAUACUCAGGUCAGGUUUGAGGAAAAAGCAUUUAUUUUGGAGUUGGACAAGAGGGGUGAAAGAGUUGAGGAUAGACUGAUUGACAAUGAUGGGAUGCUUGGUUCGGUUGCAGAACGAUCAAUCGGUGGAUCUUUAGAUGAUAUGGUUGAUGAUUCGAAGGAAGAUCAGUUGGAUGUAUCUCCAGUUUCACCUUGGAGACCAAUGAGACAUGAGGAGGAUGAGGAUGAUGAUGCGGACCGUGAUGACUCGCUGGAUUCUGAGUCUGAUGGUGCUGAAAGCUCUUCACCUGAUGCUUCUAUGACUGACAUCAUCCCGAUGCUUGACGAGCUUCACCCGCUUUUACACUCAGAUGCCCCAGGUCGUGGUAUCGCAGAUGGUGAAGGAUCAGAUGCAUCUUCAGAGGGGCCACACAGGAGUAGUAGUGAUGAAGGGAUGGAGUCUGAUGUUGACAGUGAAAGUCAAGGAGAAGAAGGCGACAACGAGAAUGAUGAGGAGGACGAGGAUGAUGAAGAAGAAGAAGAAGAAGAGGAAGAAGAGGUAGAGAAAAAGAAGGAAGAUAAGGACGAUGAAAGUAAAUCAGCAAUCAAAUGGACAGAGGCUGACCAAAAAAAUGUUAUGGAUCUAGGAAGUCUUGAACUUGAAAGAAACCAACGGUUGGAGAAUCUUAUUGCCAGGAGAAGGGCUCGCCACAACAUGAGACUGAUGGCAGAGAGAAAUCUUAUUGAUUUUGACAGUGCUGAUAUUCCCUUUAAUAUGCCGCCCAUCUCAACUGCAAGGCAGAAUCCGUUUGAUGCUCCGUAUGAUUCCUAUGACGAUAUGGGAUUACCACCUAUCCCUGGAUCUGCCCCGUCCAUCAUGUUUGCGAGGAGAAACCCAUUUGAUCUUCCAUAUGAGCCAAAUGAAGAAAAGCCAGACCUCAAGGGUGACGGUUUCCAGGAAGAGUUUUCUUCUCAACAACCAAAGGAUGCAGUGUUCAGAAGACAUGAAAGUUUCAGUGUGGGCCCAUCGAUGCUUGGAGGUCCCAGGCAUGAUAGGCUACGACCCUUUUUUGUGCUAGAAAGAUUAGCAAAUGAGGGAUCGAGCUACUAUCCAUUUGAAAGGCAGCUCAGUGAAGUUAGUGAGUCAAAAUUAAGUUCUGUUCCUGAUACUGAAUCUGUGUGCACAGUACUGGAGGAUGACGAAAAGAAGGUGGAUGCUGAUCGAGAAACCGAAAUCGCUAAAGAUGAUGUGGCUUCUGACAAUGAUGAAGAAAAAAGCCAUUCAGCUUCUGAUCAUGAUGAAGAAAAAAUCCAUUCAGCUUCUGAUCAUGAUGAAGAAAAAAUCCAUUCAGAAAAAAGCCACUCGUCUGAAGAUUCUGACUUCGAUGAACAAGCUGAUAGCAGGAAUCUUCAUCAUGAUGUGGCUGAGAUAAUACUGGGACGUGCAGAAACACACCAAGAUCAAUCAAACAUAAUGGAAGGAGAAACUUCUGAUAAGAGAAAACUUGAUGAAGAGGAGUCCAGUGAUAGUGAUUCAUCUUUAUCAGAGAAAGAAGAAAAGAUACCGGAUAUUAGUGAAGAUGAAGCAAUGUCGAUUUCGGAGCGGAAAGUUGAUCUUCAUGAAGAAUCAGGUGCUUCUUCCAAUCCUUCUUUUGGAGAAUUAGAAGUCCAUGAGGUAAGGGGGAUGGAGGAUGAUUAUCACCAUGAUGGACCUCGUGCUGAAGAAUCUUUCAUUACUGCACAUCCCUCGCUUGAUGAGUCUGCAUUCCAAGCUCUUUGUGGUUUGGUGGACGGCCACCACGAAGAACCUGUUUACGAUUCGAGUCCUCCCUCAGGCAGUAGAUUCCCAUCAUUUUCUUCUGUAUCAUCUGAUUACAAACCAGAACUACCUGGAAAGAAUGGGGAAGAAGUAGAAGAAAAUGAAGAACGUGAAGUUUAUUCUGAAAGUAUAGGUCAUGUGGAAAUUCAUUCCACUUCUGGUGAGACUGAAACAAGUACAAGGGAAGUAGGAGAGACUAGCACACAUGUUACAGGAGAGGUUGGAAUUGAUGGUCAAAAUAACUCAACUGUUUCAGGGUCUGAAUUUGAGGAUGCCAUUCUUGAUCCAUCUUCUCUGACUUUUAAUAUGAACGAGAAUGCUGAUCACCAGGAGGAUGAUCCUUUAUCUGUGUCUAGUCAAGUUGACCUGGAAGAGCUGCAUGAAGAUGUGAGAGAGGCUGUAGAUACCAGAACGCAAGAUGUUAGUGCAUCUUUGGUGGAAUCUGUUUCUCCUACAGAAGAGGAAGUAGUAUCUACAGGGAUGGUUGAACAACAUCUCCCAAUUGAGAAUACAUGUUCACCUUUAGGAUCUGGUGAUACGAGGGAGCAUGUGGCAACACUGGAAGAAUCACCUGAUGUGGUACAUGACAUAGCUGAAACUUCUGUAAACAGGUCAGUAGCUGAAGAGAUAGUGCGCGAGGAAGAACAAGCAGGGAAACAAAAAGAUGAAGCCAGUCCUCAAACAUUCAACGCAGACAUCCCAAUAGACAGCUAUGCCACUUUGUCUUCUGGAGCAGUUGAGUAUGUUGAGACACAUUCAUUUAAUGACGAAGAUGUUCUGCAAUUGGAACAGGAACCAGUUCAUUCAUCAGUUCCUGAUACAGAGGAAGAAACUCACCCUGACCAAACAAUGGAUAUCGAAGUAGACUCUGUAAAUGCCAGUGCCCAAAAUGUGGGAUCUGAAGAAACAACUCCAUCUGAGUCAGAUAGAGAACUGACCUGGUCAGAUAAAUCUGUGGUAGAACAGUCAUCUCUUGAACCUGGUGAAGAUGAAGUACCAACUCGUGCAGGUAGUGUUGUCUUUUCCCGCAACAUCACCUUCCAUGAGUAUCACGAUGCUCCUGAAGAUACAGAGGAGUUAUCUUGUUUGACGUCUGAUGCAUCCUCAUCUCCAGCAGAAUCUCCUGAGUACACGACACCUAUGGUUGGUGAAGGCUCAAGGGCAGAGUUCUUUCGAGAUGGUGUUUAUGAGGAGCUUGACUAUGUGGUGGAACGAUUAGAUCAGCUUCCAGACUUGCAUGCAAUACCUCAAAGUCCUCCUGAAGUUAUCACGGAAGAGGCAGACGAGAUCAAAGAGAUUGAUGAAGGAUUAUUAUCUGAACUUGAUACGAUUGGAGACUUUAGUAUUAAGGAAGUUGUGACAUAUUCUGAACCUGGGCCAUCUUCAGUAGGACCAGACACUGCCAACGAAUUGACCGAAGCUCUGCCUGUUCUUGAAGCGAGAUCGGUUGAAGACAUAGAUUCUGCUUUCCAGCAGAUCCAUGAAGGAUCUGAGGUUGAGGAUGUUAUUCUUCCAAGCGCCGUUCAAGAUCAGUUGGCUCAAGAAAAUUAUGGAAAUUCGACAGAGACCAAUUCAGAUUUAGUAGUUGUGGAGGCUACAUCGAAGGAAGAUCUAGAUACUGCUAUGAAUCAGUCUGUUGUAGAAAGCAUGGGCGUGCAAAUAAAGUCACCUGAAUCAAAUGGUGGGUCUGGAGAAACCAAGUGUGCAGUUGAAACCGAACCAUCAGAGUCCUUGGUUAAAGAAAGAUCUCUUGAUGAUACAGCUGUUCCUCUGAACAACACACCCGAAAAAGAAGAAGAAAAAGAAGAGGAAAGUAGACCAAAAGAGAUAACCACAUCUGACGUCUUGCCUGUUGAAACUCGAUCCCUGGAGGAAAUUCCCAAGCCUUCUGAACCAAAAGCGGAGAUGUCAAUGGAAGUGAUCUCUGAAAGAGUGGUGAUUCCCACAGAAGCCGCUGGUCCUAGUAAUGUAACGCCAAGUGAUGAAGUUGUGAUAACCACAUCUGACGUCUUGCCUGUUGAAACUCGAUCCCUGGAGGAAAUUCCCAAGCCUUCUGAACCAAAAGCGGAGAUGUCAAUGGAAGUGAUCUCUGAAAGAGUGGUGAUUCCCACAGAAGCCGCUGGUCCUAGUAAUGUAACGCCAAGUGAUGAAGUUGUGAUAACCACAUCUGACGUCUUGCCUGUUGAAACUCGAUCCCUGGAGGAAAUUCCCAAGCCUUCUGAACCAAAAGCGGAGAUGUCAAUGGAAGUGAUCUCUGAAAGAGUGGUGAUUCCCACAGAAGCCGCUGGUCCUAGUAAUGUAACGCCAAGUGAUGAAGUUGUGAUAACCACAUCUGACGUCUUGCCUGUUGAAACUCGAUCCCUGGAGGAAAUUCCCAAGCCUUCUGAACCAAAAGCGGAGAUGUCAAUGGAAGUGAUCUCUGAAAGAGUGGUGAUUCCCACAGAAGCCGCUGGUCCUAGUAAUGUAACGCCAAGUGAUGAAGUUGUGAUAACCACAUCUGACGUCUUGCCUGUUGAAACUCGAUCCCUGGAGGAAAUUCCCAAGCCUUCUGAACCAAAAGCGGAGAUGUCAAUGGAAGUGAUCUCUGAAAGAGUGGUGAUUCCCACAGAAGCCGCUGGUCCUAGUAAUGUAACGCCAAGUGAUGAAGUUGUGAUAACCACAUCUGACGUCUUGCCUGUUGAAACUCGAUCCCUGGAGGAAAUUCCCAAGCCUUCUGAACCAAAAGCGGAGAUGUCAAUGGAAGUGAUCUCUGAAAGAGUGGUGAUUCCCACAGAAGCCGCUGGUCCUAGUAAUGUAACGCCAAGUGAUGAAGUUGUGAUAACCACAUCUGACGUCUUGCCUGUUGAAACUCGAUCCCUGGAGGAAAUUCCCAAGCCUUCUGAACCAAAAGCGGAGAUGCCAAUGGAAGUAAUCUCUGAAAGAGUGGUGAUUCCCACUGAAGCCGCUGGUCCUAGUAAUGUAACACCAAGUGAUGAAGUUGUGACCGAGGAAGCGAAAGGUGAGACUGAGAGCAAAGCAGAUGCGAAUUUACAGGGUCCUGAGUCCAAAGAAACCCCAGCGAAAUUGGAGGAAAACAUUGCAGAGCAAAAAAGGAAAGAAGGAGAAGAAGAAGAGUAAGUCCAAUUCUUCAAGCUCGAGCACAAGCUCAAGGUCUAGUUCGAGUGACUCAGACUGAAAAAUCGAAGGGUAAUACAUCUCAACUCAAGUAAAUAUAUCUUUGUGACAUGGUAAUGAUAGGGCACUUCUGGAGUUUUGUGUUUUUCAUUAGACUGUGUGCUCUGUUUUAAAAGGGGCAAGAAGAAAGCCGCUAAUCAUAUUUUUGUGUACCAAGUUUUCUCCUUUGUGUUGGUUUUUUGUUUGUCUGUGUUCCCUUUUUCUCUUCUUUCCAGCUUUCAUAUUUAUUGAUUCGAUUGAUUUGUAUCUCUUGAAACUAUUUUGAAGUUUUUCAGGGUUUUUGGUUUGUGACUUCAAAUAUUUUCUCCUCUGUUUUUUUGGGGUGGGGUUUGUUCUAAAUUAUUUUUGUAUUGGAAUUUGAGAAAUGUGAAGUGUACUGCCGUUUGGGUUUUCCUAUGAGCUUUGUAAAAUAAAUGGACUCUAUCUGCGACGGUAAUGCUGUUGAACUGACUAUAUUUUUUUGGUGGUUCCAUAUUCAGUUGUAAAUCUAUUAUUUA
Camelina sativa (false flax) is the source of this 6154-nucleotide messenger RNA. NCBI's taxonomy places the organism in Eukaryota, Viridiplantae, Streptophyta, Magnoliopsida, Brassicales, Brassicaceae. The record is from RefSeq and is a predicted model, not a curated record.